This is a messenger RNA of Cynoglossus semilaevis (tongue sole), 4199 nucleotides long. RefSeq names its product ribosomal RNA processing 12 homolog (gene rrp12). The record is from RefSeq and is a predicted model, not a curated record. NCBI's taxonomy places the organism in Eukaryota, Metazoa, Chordata, Actinopteri, Pleuronectiformes, Cynoglossidae. Bases 98 to 3964 code for a protein of 1288 amino acids. The transcript is spliced from 34 exons.
AUGCAAGACUGUUCCUUGACGUCACUCAUUGCGCGACAAGUUAUGUACUCGAGUCUGCUCGGUGUGUUUGAGUAACGCUUUAAUUUCCACCCCGAAAAUGGUCAAAUCGGGGAAAUUGCGAUCCGGGACCGGGUCGAAACUCAAACGGUGGAAAAAAGGACACAGCAGCGACUCCAACCCGCAGACAAGCCGCUUUCGACAGGCAGCUAAAAGCCGCUUCUUCAGCAGACCCUCCGUUAACAGUGACCUAACGGUUGAUGCUCUGAAGUUGCACAAUGAGCUGCAGUCUGGUCAGCUGGAGGUCAGCACAACUCGAGCUCCUAAAGAUGCCUUUAUGGAAGACGAGCCUGAUGAGUCGGGGUCACAGAGAACCUCGGCCACCUUCCUCAGUGGGCUGUCGGACUGCUCCAACCUCACCUUCAGGAAGGUGCAGCGCUACUGGGAGUCAAAUUCAGCCGCUCACAAAGAGAUAUGUGCAGUGUUGGCAGCAGUGACUGAGGUGAUUCGUGGUCAAGGAGGAAAGGAGACAGAGACGGAGUAUUUUGCUGCUUUGAUGACCACUCUAGAGGUGGUGGAUUCAGCAGAGUCGCAGGCUGCAGUGGCGUAUCUUCUCAACCUGGUCAUAAAAAGGGUUCCGACUCCUGUGCUCAUAUCAAAGUUCUCAGACACCACGAAAGCGCUAAUGGACGUCAUGUCUAAGCAGGCCACGACGGACACGGCCUCGGCGUUGAGAUGGAUCCUGUCAUGCCUGGCCACGCUGUUAAGGAAGCAGGACGCCUCAGUGUGGACGUAUCCCUCCACUCUGCAGGUCUAUCAUGGCCUCCUCAGCUUCACUGUGCACAGCAAAAAAAAGGUACGGAAGGCAGCACAACAAGGUGUUUGCUCCAUCCUCAGAGGCAGUGAUUUCCUGUUCACAGACAACGCUCCGACCCAUCACCCGGCGGCAGCGACCACGGCCAAGUUCUGCAUCAAGGAAAUGGAGCAGGCUGGAGGCACUAAAGAGGACACCACUACACUUCACAUUCUGGGUCUUCUCAAGGAGCUGAUUGGGACGUUUCCACUGGCAGCCGUCAAGUCCUGUUGUGAGACGCUGCUGCGUGUGAUGACACUCAGCCAUGUGCUGGUGACGGCCAGUGCCAUGCAGGGGUUCCAUAAGCUGUUCAGUGGGAAACCAAACCCUUCGACCCUCUCACCUGAGCUCAAUGCACAAAUCAUUACGGCUCUGUACGACUACCUGCCCAGUGAGAACGACCUGCAGCCUCUGUUGGCCUGGCUUGCUGUCAUGGAGAAGGCACACGUUCAUCUGGCAAGUCUGCAGAGUUCCCUGAGUCUGGGUCACCUCCCUCGCUUCUUCCCUGCUGCCAUGUCCUGUCUGUUGUCACCCCACACACAGGUGGUGUCAGCAGCUGCCAGCACCAUCAAAAAUUUGCUGACUGAAUGCGUCUCUCCUUGUUUGGAUGAAAUCGGUGUCGUCAGCGUCACAGCCUCUGCAGGAAGUCCUGCUUAUAUCUGUAAAAUGUUCAGGAUCGUGGAGGAGGGCCUGUCUUAUCGUUUCCACGCCUCUUGGCCAUUUGUGCUGCAGAUUCUGGCCUGUUUUUACAGAGUGGCAGGAAAGAAGGCUCACGCUGUCAUGACUAAGUCCCUGCAGUCUCUGGCCGACCUGCGUGCCACGCCUCAUUUUCCCUUCACUGGAGAGUUGGACCUCGCCAUCGGAGCAGCUGUGGAGAGCAUGGGACCGGAGCUGGUGCUGGCUGCCAUUCCACUCAACAUCACUGGCAUGAAUGAUGACCUGGAGUUCCCCAGAAGCUGGCUGGUGCCGGUCAUCCGGGACCAUGUGAAGAACACACACCUGGGUUUUUUCACCUCUUAUUUCCUCCCUCUGGCAUCUACACUCAAGCAGAGAGGUGAGGAGCUGGAACAAGGAGGACAGAAACUGGAGGCCAAAGUCUACCACACUCUACAGCUGCAGAUCUGGACCAUGCUCCCCGGCUUCUGUACGUGUCCAGUUGACCUUCUUGCAUCCUUCAAAGGCAUCGCCCGCAUCCUGGGUAUGGCCAUCAAUGAACAGCCGGACCUAAGGCUCAUCGUGUGCCAGGCUCUGCGUGCCCUCAUCAACAAGAGCUGCUCAACAGAGGAGGAGAAGGCCGAAGUGGGUCGCUUCUCCAAGAACUUCCUGCCCAUUCUCUUCAAUGUCUACAGCCAGCAGCCUGCAGCUGGAGAGUGUGCCACCUACAGGAUGGCUGUGCUGGACACCAUCAAGGUUUACCUCACUGUCACUGAGACGCAGAUGACCUGCACCUUCCUGCAGAAAGCCACAGACAAACUGAGCAGCGCAGACACCAACGAGUUCACACGGCUGUCGAUGAUGGACCUGGUUGUUGCCUUGGCUCCGUUUGUGGACGAGGCCACCAUGACUAAAACCUUUGGGCUGAUUCGACCGUAUUUGGAGACCAAGGACCCAGGGCUGCAGAAGAAGGCGUACCGUGUGCUGGAGGAGAUGUGUGGAGGAGAGAGGGACGAGUGCAAGGCGUUUGUUGUAGAAAAUUUGGAAACACUCAAAGUUGUCCUGUUGGAGACUUUGAAGAACGCCUCUUCACCAGCGAAGCGGCCCAGACUCAAGUGUCUCUGUCACAUUGUGAAAAGGCUCAGUGAAGAACACAAAGACUUCAUCACUGCUCUGCUGCCAGAGGUGAUCAUAUGCACGAAGGAAGUCUCGGCCGGAGCUCGUAAAAACGCCUACACCCUGCUGGUGGAGAUCGGAAACAUGUUUGUUCGCUUCUGUGGAAACAAAAAAGAUGCCAUGGAUGAGUAUUUACUGCUGGUCUACACCGGACUGACCGGCUCCGUCACCAUGAUCACCUGCACAGUGUUGGCCCUGACACGAAUAGUGUUUGAGUAUAAAGACUCUAUAGAGGUGCAAACCAUGGAGCAGCUCCUUCACAACAUCUGCCUGCUCCUGUCUUCUCGGACCAGAGAGAUAGUCAAAGCAGCUCUGGGCUUCAUCAAGGUCAUCCUCUUCAUCAUGGAGCCCAAGACCCUGGCUUCACAUGUUACCGUCAUGAUGGAGGGCAUUGGAAACAUCAAGGACGACGUGAGGAGACACUUCAGGACCAAACUGAAGAACGUCUUCACCAAGUUCAUCAGGAAAUUUGGUUUUGAGCUGGUGAAGAGCAUGCUUCCUGCAGAACACCACAAGGUGCUGGUCAACAUCCGCAAGGCAGAGGCCCGCACCAAGAGACGCAAGGAGGUGUCAGAGCAGGAUGACGGCUCAGAGAGUGAAGAUGAGAAGCCGAAGGUCAAGAAUGAAAGUAUCGAAGAGAUCCUGGCAGAUUCGGACAGCGAUCUGUCAGAGGAUGAAGGAAAAGCUCAGAAGAAGAAAGUCAAACAGAAGAAAGGACAGGCGUGGCUCAGAGAAGGAGAGGGAGACGACCCUCUCAACUUCCUGGAUCCUAAAGUAUCCCAGAGAGUUUUAGCUACAAACCCAGGACUGAAAAAGAGCAGUAAGGUGGAGCACGGCUUCAGAGUGACCUCAGACGGACGACUAAUCAUCAAAGAAGACGACGAGGAGGAGGACGUGAAAGACAAAGAUGAGGGAGAAAUGAAAGAUAUUCUGGAGGAGGCGGGCGUCAAGACUAAAAAGACACAGAAAAGGAAGACGCAGUAUGACAACUUUGAUGAAGACAUGGACAUGGAGCCUCAGUUAAAAUAUAAAGCCGGAGGCUCAGGUAUCCACAGACCUCUGAGAGAAAGUCAAGACAUCGGAGCUGAUUAUAAGUCAAAGAAAGGAAAAGGAGACGUGAAGAGGAGAGGAAAGUUGGAUCCUUACGCCUACAUCCCUCUGAAGAAAGACCAGCUCAACCGCAGAAAACGAGCCAAAUUAAAGGGCCAGUUUAAGGGCAUGGUGCGAGGAGCCCAGAAGGGGGCGCUGUCAGGAAGGAAAAUGCAGAAAAAGAAAAAAGCUUGAAAAGAAAACUCAGUGGACUUUGUGUGUGUAAUGAUGGUGAUGAUGAUGUGUGUGUGUGUUAAACCUCGGUGUGUUUGUGUGUGAGAGCUCAGUUUGUUUUUAAACUGCUCUCUCACAGAUUAGCCGUGAACACGUUGACAGACAUGAUGUCGGAUGUGUUUUUCUGCUCCUGACUGAUUUCAGCCAAUUAGAUUUUAAAAAAAAAGGCUGCAAAUAAACCACACCGGUGAAACAA